CCCCUCCCCAACGACGUCACGUGCAUAUCAGAGAAAGCGGAAUUUGUAAACACUGAAGUUUGGGGUUUGACAGGUGGUUGCUGAAUGAUUGCAAUGAUGAGCCCCAAGUUUUAAUAUUUUCUGCAAAUAGGAAACUUGUCUAUUUUUAGGUUUUCAUGCAGUCUCUGUUGCUUAUUUUUUAAGGCAAUGAGAAAUGUGAACACUUCCGAAUUAAUGAAACCUCAAAUAGUUCUUUAUUGUAUUUUGUUUAGCAUAAUUAAUGAAUUAUGUUUCUGCCAAACUCCAAAUUUUCUUAUAAUACUAACAGAUGACCAAGACAACGAACUUGGUGGUUUGAUUCCUAUGGAACAAACUCGGUCUGUUAUUGGAGGAGAGGGAGCAGAAAUUAAAAACAUGUUUGUCACUACACCAUUAUGUUGUCCAAGUCGUGCGAGUUUGCUUACUGGAAAGUAUGCCCAUAAUCAUGGUGUUGUCAAUAACUCAGUUAGUGGAAACUGUCAUUCCACUCAGUGGCAGAGAGAGCAUGAACCGAAAACGUUUGCUACGUAUUUUAAAAGGACUGGCUAUACUACGUAUUAUGCUGGGAAAUAUCUUAACCAGUAUGGCAAAAAAUCGGUUGGAGGAGUAAAGCAUGUGCCACGAGGCUGGGACCAUUGGAUGGGAUUGGUUGGGAAUUCACAUUAUUAUGAUUAUUCAUUAUCUGUGAAUGGCCGUGAAGAAAAACAUGGUUCUAAUCCGCAAAACGACUAUUUGACUGACCUUAUAAUGAAAAGGGCCAUUGAGUUUUUAUUAAAACAAAAUGGAACAGUUCCAUUUUUUAUGUUUUUGUCUCCUCCAGCACCACAUGCACCAUUUACUCCUGCUCCUCAUUAUAGAUAUGAAUUUUCUAAUGUUUCUGCACCCAGGACACCAAAUUUUAGCUUCAAUCCAAAAAAGGGCAAACAUUGGUUGUUGAGGCAGCCUCCUAAAUCUCUCUCAGAAGAUGUAAUUGAAAGUAUUGAUGAAACAUUCAGGAAUAGAUGGCGUACUUUGCUUUCUGUUGAUGAAGGCGUGCUCAGCAUUUUUAAAGUGCUUCGGGAUACCAAGUUGUUGGAUAAUACUUUCAUCUUUUUUACAUCAGAUAAUGGUUUUCACUUAGGGCAAUUUUCUUUGCCGUGGGAUAAACGACAGCCAUAUGAAUUUGAUGUAAAAGUUCCUCUUCUGAUUAGAGGCCCUGGAGUGGAGAAAGGAAUAACAAUUCAGCAACCAAUGUUAAAUAUUGAUCUAGCUCCUACCUUUCUGGAACUUGCAAACAUAUCAAUUCCUGAGGAUUUAGAUGGUAAAUCGUUUGCUACUUUGCUGUUAAAUCCAAACUCAGAUGUCAAGUUGAGAUCAAGUUUCAUAAUAGAACAUCAGGGUGAGGCUAGUGAUAAGCUUAUUCCUGGAUGCCCACAAUACAAAGCUGAAGAAGUGCAUACAUGUGAAAUUGAUUGUAUAUGUGAGGAUUCACGAAACAAUACUUAUGUUUGUGUACGAGAACUUACUCAAGAGAAAAAUUAUCUGACCUGUCUUUUCAAAGAUGAUGAGGAUUUUAUAGAAGCAUAUAAUCUUACUGAAGAUCCUUUUCAGAUGAGGAACAUUUAUCCACAUGCAAAAGAAAGGGAUGUUAUUCGAAAAUUUUUGAAUAAUUGAAUGUUUGAAUUUUUAUUUGCAGAAAAAAUCGUAAAUGUAAUUUUUUUUUAUUUAACUUGCUUUGUAUAUUUAUUUGUCUCAGAUAUUUUAGAAAUGAAAAUUAACUGACUUCUGCUUAACAUAGGUACCAAAUCUUUCAAGGUAGGCAAAAAUCCAAUGACAAUAAACUUUUCUAUCAUUUUUAGAGUUAGCAACUAAUCUCA
Molecule: messenger RNA, 1874 nt
Organism: Stegodyphus dumicola
Lineage: Eukaryota; Metazoa; Arthropoda; Arachnida; Araneae; Eresidae
Product: N-acetylglucosamine-6-sulfatase-like
Biological process (GO): glycosaminoglycan metabolic process
Molecular function (GO): N-acetylglucosamine-6-sulfatase activity; glycosaminoglycan binding
Source: RefSeq, a predicted model, not a curated record